Messenger RNA from Fomitiporia mediterranea MF3/22, 486 nucleotides. Its product is annotated as glycopeptide. The record is from RefSeq and is a predicted model, not a curated record. NCBI's taxonomy places the organism in Eukaryota, Fungi, Basidiomycota, Agaricomycetes, Hymenochaetales, Hymenochaetaceae. The transcript is spliced from 7 exons. The coding region runs from base 1 to 486 and encodes 161 amino acids.
AUGGUCAUGAAAUUCUCACUCUCCAACUUUCGUACUUUCUCACUGCUAGCUGCUUCCGGUGUGAUAGCUGAGACGCACAAGGUCUCCUUCGAGAACAAGUGUGGCAAGGGCACACCACAACUCCAGCAGAACGGCAAAACAGUCUCUUCAGGAGAGCCUUUCACUUCUAACGGACCUUUCGAAGUUGCGAUUGCGUUCCUGCAGACCGGAGAAUGCGGUGAGAAUGGAGAAAACUGUACGCUCAUCGAGACCACGCUCAAGAACCCAACGACACCGGGAAGCGGAUCUGGCUCAGAUAUCUCGCUGAUUCCUCCGCACAAGUUCAACGUGCCAGCAGGGUUCAGGUAUGAGAAUGGCUGCGAUGGCAGAGGACAGGACUGUACGACAGCGGAUUGUCCAGAGGCCGCACACAGUCCGCAAGACCCUGUCGAGCAGCUUAUUUGCGAAGCCGACAAUGUCAACCUCGUUAUUACGUUCUGCGAGUAA